ACUUCGUAUUUUGUAUUAAAAAUUGCAAUAGUGCCUAAAUUCGCGGACAUAAUUUAUGCUUACAAAGUGUAAAAGAAAUUAAAAAAUGUUUUCGAAAAAAUCAUGUUACAAUUUUAAUGCUAUUGUCUUAUUUGCCUGUUUGUUCAAACAAAACUUGAGCGAACGCAGGAUUUCUGGUGGUCAAGUAGUAGAAGGUGACAGAAGGUACAUGGUAUACUUCCUCAAAUCAAACCUAAGUUUACCAGAUGAACAAGGCGGAUGGACGUGUGGUGGUGCCAUUGUCACUAAGCUACACAUUCUCACUUCUGCAGCUUGUCUUUCUACUUUUGAAUACAUCUAUGCUAUAGCUGGUUACCGUCGUUACGUGAACGCAGACCUUAUUGACAUGGACACAUGCACUAGCAAGAGGAAGAAAAAAGUUGUCAAGACUUGUGUACCGGACUCGUAUCAAAUGGAUCAUACUAAUGUCCAGUCAUGGGCAAAUGUACACGAUAUUGGCUUAGCAGUCGUAGAAAGUCCUUAUGACUUCAAUGAUGAUACUUAUAUGAUAGAUUGUUCAUACGCACCUGGACUUAUAGCAAUCAAUUUUGGACGCUACGCCCAGGCUAUUGGUAAUGACGUAGUAGAGUUAGGAUGGGGUGAUUCUUCGCAUUUCAAAAUGCCAUACCAUCUUAUGGACCACAAUGAAGAGUUUUUACGCGAAGCAUCCACUGUAAUAGUGAGUAAUACAGUAUGCCAAAAGAAUUUUUAUCAUUUGAUUAACGAAACAGGUUUAAAUGAAAAAUUUAUUUGCACUAUGGGAAAAGGAGCCGUUGAUUCGGAAGGUAAUUUAUUAGAAUAUGAUGAACUGUUAAUGGGUUGCUCCAUAAACGACAAUAAUUCUACAACUGACAUCACAACAUUGAACACAACAAUAGCAACAAAUACUACUACUACUACAACUAAAAAAAAAUUAUUAAAGAUAAAUGACUACAUGGAAACAACACUUCCUCAAUAUACACCAAUUUUAUCAACGCCUGAUGAAAGUACGCUAUUUGAAACCACAACUCCUUUUCAAUCAAAUACAUAUUAUUAUGGCGAUUAUUCUUCACAUUUAAGACAUAAACCGGACAAUCAUGAUUCCUCCUACGAUAAUGAUGAUGAUAAACUUGAAAAGGAAAAAGUAAGGACCGUGAAAUCUUAUGAUUAUUAUGAUAUUAUGGAUAAGAAAGCAUCAAACCUCGCGUCGACGAUACACCAAAGUGUGGAAGAAAUCGAUUUAAAUGACUACUACGAUGCAAUAGAUAAUCGUGAAUUUACUCGAAAAUCCGCAAUGGAUUUCUUGAAAACAAUAAUGGAGGAUUUAAAAGAUAAAUAUGCUUUCACGAGUCAGGAUGCGAAAAGAAGCGCUUGCAGAAGAGUCAUGCACAAAAUCCUCAGGAGACAAAGUAUUUGCCAGAACGAUCAUGGGAGUCCCCUGGUGUCAUGGCUAGGAGACACAGAAGUGGUAAUAGGAGUGGCAAUAACAAAUAUCUACAAUGAACUUAACAGAUGUUUGCCGCCGAAUUUGUUCGUGAGCACUAUAUAUCACCCCUUUUUCAUCGAAUGCAGCAUUGAGCAGACUUUGAAUGAAGAUGACGAUCUUAAAAGACGUUGCACUGAAUCGCUUCCGGAUACUGAGUCAGGUGGAAUCCGCGAAAACGAGGUGAACUGGGAGAAAAAUAAAAUAUAAUAUCAAAUCUGUACUCCGUGUUGGUGUUCGACCGUUAAUUGCCAAUUUAAAACGAACCUAAUGACCAUGGAUAAAGGUCGCCAUGGAUUUUGUGCACGAGAUUUAUUACGGGAUGACUGAUAUUCUGCUCUUCUUGUCAUAAACAAUUUCCAUUUUGGUAACAUUCAAGAUAUUGGCACCUAAAAUUUUAUUUCAUUAAAUAAUACGCUGAUUUUGCUUAACUAUAAAACUGGAACUGAAUAAGAUAUGAAGAAAACCGGUUAUAGGGGGUUGUAGAUCAGAUCAGAUUUUUGGUAAAAUGUCGUUUAUGUUGUUUAUAAUAAGGACAUCAGUAUUGAUUAUGAUGUUGGACCUCAUCUUGUACGACAUGAUGACGUGUAAACCUGAUCGAAGGAACAACGGUCAUACAGAAUGUGUUACUUUGAGCUGAUGUAAUGAAAACCGAAAGUCAAAGCGUAAUCGUAGAAAAAAGUUGGACGUUAGAUGUGGACGUCGCGGGUUCCGGGGCUUCCUUAUCCAGCGACCACAUUGCAGACAGUUGGGCCAUCGAGGUCGUCGAAUAGAAUAUAACUGUAAUGAGAAAAACUUAGCCAAAUAACAACGAGAUAAAAAAUAACAUUAGAUUUCAAAAAAUGAAUGACUUCGUGUACUUAAAUGACACGAAGUUAAAACAUUAUUAUUGUCGUCGAGAUUACAAAGACUACUUUUGUGAUUGUAAGCAUUGUAACAAGGACAUUACGGACUAAACCCAGCCGCAAUAUUUUUUCUUAUAUGUUAACUUUUGUCAUGCAUUAAAAUGGAGGGAAAUGGAGCUUUAACCAAUAAGUAUUUUGUUAUUUCGGCAUCUCCAUGCCGUUUAGUCAAUGUCGU
Molecule: messenger RNA, 2581 nt
Organism: Hyposmocoma kahamanoa
Lineage: Eukaryota; Metazoa; Arthropoda; Insecta; Lepidoptera; Cosmopterigidae
Exons: 10
Coding region: 86-1711 (541 amino acids)
Biological process (GO): proteolysis
Molecular function (GO): serine-type endopeptidase activity
Source: RefSeq, a predicted model, not a curated record